AUAUUCAAUGGGUCAGUCGUUGUUCGAAAGAUACCAUCAAUAAUAGGCGUCAUGCAGUACGAAUCGUUUCCUCCCAUUCUGUAUCCAUUUACGGGCGGGCGUUGGAGCGUCCAAGGUCGAGAAUUUCCAGCCGCGCGACACCCAUUUCCACUGAACCUGAAAUUUCACGAGUUUCCAUCCCACGUUCCAGUCGGCGAACCGACAAUUGAAUUAUACACCUCGACCGCAUCAGCUGUUCGGCGAUUUUUAGCGUUAUUUCUCGGAUAGCGGCCACAUCAUGAUAGUAUGCUCGGUUCUACCUUGACUAGCGUAAUUACGCAACCGGUAAUAAGGGGCAGUUAGUCACUCGGCGGACUUGCAGAUAAACUUGCACACGUCGGUAGAUAUCGGUCCAAUUUAGAUUUCGUUGCAAGUAAAUUUUGUUUGAUUUGUAAGAUAAUCGCCGGUGAUAAGCCGCCGAAGUGAUAGAUAAUACGGCGCAAUCUUGGUGCUGAUUAAACCCGCCCAUCAGAAUCGAGUGAAACUUCGACGCGUGUGCUACCAGAGUUGUAAACGGUACCAAGUAUGCAUGUGAGUUCGUCAUCCGAGUAGUGGCCUAGCGAAUUAUGUCAUUGGAGAAGACACCAGACAGGAAUACUUGGAACGUGGGCGAUAAAUACGAUAUCGGAAUAAGGAUGUUGAGGGAGCAACGAGAGGGCAGCCUGAAGUCGGGAAAGUACUCGGAACGCCGUUCCAAACUCACCUUCGACCGGGAAAACAACAAGGAGUUCCCGCUGGCCGACAGUUGCAGGGCCAUCAGGAGCAAUUCCUUGCGCGACAGGACCAAAUCCGAUCGGCUGUUUCAGGGAUCGAACACCAGCAACGCCACCAACGAUUUGAACAAAGGCGAGAACGUACUGAUCCGAUAUAAGCCGAUCGAUAACGAUAACGUCAAGAUUCAGCAACCUUUGAACGUGUUCAGAUCGCCCGUUACGUCGCCGAAGGUAGAAAAGAAGGUUAAGAAGGAUAGGAACGUCUACCACGUAGAAAACGUCGUUAAGGCCCUCCCGAAACCGCCUGCAAUCGCGCUGAACCUCAUCUUGAACCCGAAGAAGGACGCCGCCGCAGACGCCGACAACACCUUGAACCAUCUGAACCAGAUCGAGAGCCUCAUAUCCAAGAUAGACAACAAGGAGAGACAGGAAGAGAAACUAAGGAAAUUCGACGAGAUCCUGCGUAACUUGAAGAUCGACGUUCCCAUCUCCUCUAUAGCUGAUAGACGGUCGGAGAAGUCCCACGACAUCUUGGAUCCCGAGCAGACGCUGCUGAAUCCCAUCAAGCACUGCGCGGAGGUGGACGAUCUGCAGGCGAACGGCUUGAGCGAUGCGGAGACCACGGAGAAGCCGUUCGACAGGAACGCCAUCGAGCGGAAGAGCAUGGAGGUGGGCAGCAGGAGUAAUCAGAGGAAGAUCAGCGCGGUGGUGCGAGCCGCCUCUGAUGCGCAGGGGCGUGCCCAUCCGGUUUCGGUGGGACCUCCGAGGAGGAAACUCGACCUGAAGGCUAGUGAUGGAUCCAGCGAACAAACACGAAGCAGCUCAGCGUCGACGAGGAACAGGCCAAGGGUGGGAGAGGAACCGACAAUCGGCAAAUACAAGUUACUUAAGACGAUAGGCAAAGGAAAUUUCGCCAAAGUGAAACUGGCGAAACAUGUGCCAACGGGCAAGGAGGUAGCCAUCAAAAUCAUAGAUAAGACUCAACUGAACCCUGGCUCCUUGUUGAAGUUAUUUAGAGAAGUAAGGAUAAUGAAAAUGUUAGAUCAUCCAAACAUAGUUAAAUUAUUCCAAGUAAUUGAAACGGAAAAAACUUUGUACCUGGUAAUGGAAUACGCAUCAGGAGGUGAGGUGUUCGACUACCUCGUCCUACAUGGCAGAAUGAAGGAAAAGGAGGCCCGUGCCAAAUUCAGGCAAAUUGUUUCAGCAGUUCAAUAUUGUCACCAGAAACGUAUAAUCCACAGAGACUUGAAGGCUGAAAACUUACUUUUGGAUAGUGAAAUGAACAUAAAAAUAGCAGAUUUUGGAUUUUCGAACGAGUUCACACCUGGCAAUAAACUAGACACGUUUUGUGGAAGUCCGCCAUAUGCCGCACCGGAACUUUUUCAAGGUAAAAAAUACGAUGGUCCUGAGGUAGACGUCUGGUCCCUGGGUGUGAUUCUGUACACACUGGUAUCAGGAAGUCUUCCGUUUGACGGCUCAACGCUGCGGGAGCUCAGGGAGAGGGUCCUUCGGGGAAAAUAUAGAAUCCCAUUCUAUAUGAGCACCGAUUGUGAGAACCUCCUGAAGAAGUUCUUGGUAUUGAACCCAGCGAAAAGAGCAAGUCUGGAAACUAUCAUGAAGGACAAAUGGAUGAACCAGGGGUACGUUGGGUAUGAAAACGAUGAAUUGAAACCUUACAUUGAGCCAGAAGCGGAUAUGAACGAUCCAAAGAGGAUUGAAGCUUUAGUAUCAUUAGGAUUUAAUAGAUAUGAUGUAGAAAAUUCCUUAGAUUCCCAAAAAUAUGAUGAUGCCUACGCCACCUACUUACUCUUGGGCAGAAAGUGUAUAGAUCCUGAAAGUGAUGGAAGUAGGAGUGGAAGCAGUUUGUCGCUUAGGCACACGCCAGGUCAGCAGCCUGGAGGUACCCCACAGCCGACGGCACAAAGUCCCUCGCAUCGUGGUGUUCAUCGUUCUAUAUCGGCAACGCAUGCAAAGCCUAACAGGAGGGCCUCCAGUGGAGGAGACAACUUGAGGAUAGCACUCCAACCCCAAGUACCCAGUACCCAAACCAAUAACCAUCAAUCUUCCGGUUUUAAAAGACAAAAUACUGUGGAUAGUGCUACCAUUAAAGAAAAUAGUGCUAGAAUUAAUGCUAGACCUGCCAGUGCUCAACCUAAGACGAAUACAGAUAAUAGUAUUACCGCUCCAGCUAAGGGAAGAACUGUAUCCAAAACUACAGGUAUAUCUCUCGGAACUACAGUCGGUCGACGUUCUACUAUUAGCUAUGAUAACAAAUCGGAAAGCAUUGAAAAAACCAAUUUAGCUGCUGAGGUACCAAGCACCGGGGAGAGUGUUGGUUCAGGAGAUACUUUGAGGCCAGGAAAGGGCCAUGUGAAAUCAGCUUCAGUUAGUAGUAGUGGCCCCGAAGCUACUACUGAUACUUUACGCUCUAGUCGCACAAGUGCUUCUCCAGCUACUACAAGGCAACAGGCUUUCCCUAGAAACACUUCCUCAAGGAGUACUUUCCACUCGGGGCAAACACGACCCAGACCUUCGUACACUCAGGGAUCGCCAGGGGACAGUCCUCAUUCCAGGACAUCUUUUUUUUCCAAGUUCACCCUCAAAAAUUUCACUCGAAGAGCAUUAGAACCAGGCCAACAAGCUAAACAUGGCGUUUCACCUUUACCUAAUACCGUUGGCACUCAAAACGAAGAUCAUGUAAAACCUCGUUCUCUUCGUUUCACAUGGUCUAUGAAGACCACAUCUAGUAGGGAUCCUUCUGAAAUAAUGCAGGAGAUCAGAAAAGUCCUGGACGCCAACAAUUGUGAUUACGAUCAACGUGAACGUUUUCUAUUAUUAUGUGUUCAUGGUGAUCCCAAUACUGACAGUUUGGUGCAGUGGGAAAUCGAGGUGUGCAAGCUGCCUAGACUUUCUCUUAACGGCGUACGCUUCAAAAGAAUUUCAGGUACAAGUAUUGGUUUUAAGAAUAUUGCAAGCAAGAUAGCCAAUGAACUGAAACUGUGACUGCUCAUGAACGAACCCAGCGAGAUUUCCACAAACGAACCAUCCCCUCAGCACUCGUAGUGAUGAUCAAGACUCAAACCCGGCUCCAGUUUUCAAGAGGCUGAAUAACAACAUGGAGUGCAAUAAAUAGAAUACCGACAAAUUCCUGAGAUUGCUAAAAUUCAGUUCUCAAUGUAACAAAAUUCAAGUCAAUAUCUCUAAUAAACCAAAAAGUGUUUUCAGUGUACAAUAUGUGAAAUUGAGGUUAGUUGUCGAAAGUUCAAGCGAAAAACUGCGAUCUCGUAUUUUGAAUUUUGGCGCAUCGUUGAAAUCAGAAAAACGUAACUUAUGGUGAAAAUCACUGACACUUCCCAAGUGUGAUACUUCAUUAGUGUUCUAAUUCAACUAUAAAUUAGGAGCAAAUUUCAUUUUAAUAAGUCGAUUCAUUUCAGAUUUAUAAAUAAUACUUUAUAGUAAUUGUAAAAAAUAAACAAUAAGUUAUU
Coccinella septempunctata (seven-spotted ladybird) is the source of this 4237-nucleotide messenger RNA. Its product is annotated as serine/threonine-protein kinase MARK2-like. The transcript is spliced from 14 exons. Gene Ontology annotation, biological process: protein phosphorylation; intracellular signal transduction; microtubule cytoskeleton organization. NCBI's taxonomy places the organism in Eukaryota, Metazoa, Arthropoda, Insecta, Coleoptera, Coccinellidae. Bases 606 to 3755 code for a protein of 1049 amino acids. Gene Ontology annotation, cellular component: cytoplasm. Gene Ontology annotation, molecular function: ATP binding; protein serine/threonine kinase activity; tau-protein kinase activity. The record is from RefSeq and is a predicted model, not a curated record.